Arabis nemorensis is the source of this 462-nucleotide messenger RNA. The record is from the annotation of a GenBank genome assembly. Lineage: Eukaryota; Viridiplantae; Streptophyta; Magnoliopsida; Brassicales; Brassicaceae.
AUGUCCAUCUUCUUCUCGCUCGUAUUACACACCAAUAGCCUUCGUUGCCACGUCGACUUCUCCGUCGAAUCAAUCUCCGUUUCUCCCUCUUCCACCGCCACGUGGCACGUCGAUUUCCUCGUGAAAGACCCUCGGUCGAGGUGCCCUAUUGACUACGACGGUGAUUACGUGUAUGUCAAGCUAGGUUCCUUAAACGCAGUCGUUUUGAAUACCUCGCACAAGGGUCGUUCACGUGGCGUCACGAGUUUCUCGGUUGAUUUUGCUACGAGUAAUCAAAGCGACUUCGUUUCAGCUUCUCCUCCUAGGGUUUUGGAACUGGACAUCAAACUUAGGGCUAAGAAGAAGCAAUACGUGGAUCUGGAUAAGAUUGGACAUUUCGACAUCACAUGUCAGAAUUUGAUGAUUGGUCAUGAGGAUAUCAAAUGUGACUCGUCUUUCAAAAAGUUGGAGACGUGUUGCUAA